AAGCGGAAUAAGAAGGCAGAACGGCGAGGCCGGUCCUCGGUCUCCACCGCGGCCCGGAAAGAAUCCGGGCGGCCUCCGCGGAGAUAUUUGCCAGGACUGAGAUAGCUGAUGAACUACCUGCCUGUUUUCUGCCUAAGAGGCUGGCUUAAUUGAUUUAUUUUUCCUGUAAAUGUGAGAAGUCCAGAAAAUCAGAGGUUCUCGUAAUAAAAAAAUUUAUAGAUUGAUUAUUCAAAGACAUUAGCCAUCUGACUUUGGUUAUUCAAGAUGCAGAGGAGACAAGGAUACUGCAGCUAUUGCCGUGUGCAGUAUAGUAACCUGGAACAGCAUUUGUUCAGUGCUCAGCACAGAAGCUUGACCAGACAGAGUAGACGUCGGAUGUGUUGUACCAGUAGUUUGAUGGAACGUUUCUUGCAGGAUGUACUGCGGCACCACCCAUAUCAUAAUCAAGAAAGCAGAUCAACGCAAAAUGAGACACUUUCGAGUACUGUAUCAUCUCCUGAAGUGGUUCAAUUGGAUGAUGAUGUUCCUGAAGAAAAGGCUGAGGAUGCUGCUGGAGCUGGAGGAGAGAUACCCUCCAAGGGUUCUGAACCUGUUGAAGAGUUACAUACCAGGCCUAGUAAAUCUCAGGAAUGUACACAGCAGGUUUCAAUUCGACCAUCAGUUAUUCAAAAACUGGAGAGGGGACAGCAGCAGCCCUUGGAGUUUGUUCAUAAAAUUGGGAGCGGUAUGAAAAAAUUUAAUCCAGUAGAUAUUGGUCAAGCUACAAAUAAUGGAGAAAACUUAAUACGUCCCCCAGUGAUUUAUAAUGCUCCUGCUAGUUGUUUACCUGAAAGUUCUUAUGAUAGACCAGUUACAACUAAUACUACUAAAUUACUACUAGCAGCCCAUUUGGAUUCAGUUAGCAAACGUGACCCAAACCUUGAACAGCUAGACAGGGUCUCUAGACAUCCUGUGCCGCCAUCCAAUCUAGAAACUCCUUCAGUUUCAUAUCAGAAACCUAAAAAAUCAAAUAAGAAAUCAUUAUAUAAAAAUUCAGAUAAAUUGGCUUUACAGAAAGAUGUAAAAUCUGAGGGUAAAACUUUGUCAACUGGCUGUAAAUCCCGUGAACUUAUGGGUACUGAGGGCUCGUUAAGAGUUGAAUCUCCUUCUGCAUUAGCAGUAAACUCAGCAGUAAAUCUGAAUAAAGCUGACUUGCCUUCUGAUAAAGGAAUCUCUGAAGAUGCCAUUCCAAAGCACCAUGAGGAAAUCUUUUCUAAUGUGGAUUGUACUCAAGAAGAAAAGCAUUUGGUUUUUAACAAGUCGGUCCUUUUGGAACAGAAGCGCUCAGUGAGUUCUGAAAUGAAGCUUGAUUGUGGCUCUCUUCAGUCAGCAUCUGAUCAACCCCAAGAGGCUGUACAGGACUUAAACUUUUGGAAGGAGGAGCAAAUUGACCAAGAAGAUAGAAACUAUGGAUCUAGAGGUUCUGAAAUGAGUUUUGAUUGCAGUUCCUCUUUUCAUUCUCCGACUGACCAAUCUAAAGUGACUGCCAGAGAAAUAAACCUUUCAAAGGAAGUGCAUGCUGAUUUACAGUAUAAGAAUAGUAAAUCUGGUGUUUCUGAAAUCCGUUCAGAUUACAUUGACUCGCUUCAUUUGGUUACGAGCCAAUCUCUAGUGGGUGUUAAAGAAAUAAGUCUUCAAAAUACGAUGCGUAUUAGCCUGGUUGACGAAAGCUAUGAAUCCAGUGGUUCUGAAAUGAAUUUUGAUUGUGAUGCUUCACUUCAGUCAAAUAAUGACUACCCCCAACAGUCUGUAAAAGAAAUAAACCUUUGUAAGGCAGAGCACAUUGCUUUGGUUGAUAAGAACUAUGGAUCUAGUAGCUCUGAAGUAAGUGCUGAUUCUGUUUACCCUCUUCAGUCAGUGGCUCACCAACCUGCAGCAGCUGACCAGUCCAUAGUGGCUGACUGCCCCGCAGUGGCUGUUACAGAAACAAAACGUCAGAAGAAGAUUCACGUUGGCUUGGUUGAUAAGAACUAUGGAUCGAGUUGUUCUGAAACAAGUUUUGAUUAUGAUGUUUCUCUUCAGCCAGUAGUUGACCAUACCCAACUGACUGUCAAAAAAAGAAAUGUGAAACAGAGACACGUCCGUCUAAAAGAUAAGAAACGUAAACCCAGUAGUGUUAAAGCACAUCUUGAUCGUGAUAUCUCUCUUGAGACAGUGGCUGAUGAACCCCAGAAGGCUGUUGAAGAAAUAAAUCUUCUGAAAGAGAAGAAUGCUGACCUUAUGGAUAUGAACUGUGAGUCUCAUUGUCCUGAAAUGGGUUUUCACGCUGAUGUUCAAUUAGUGGCUGACCAAUCUCAAGUAGCAGUUAAAGAAGUAAAACCUCAGAAAGUAGAUAUUGACCUAGAAAAUAAGAGUGUUCAAUCUAGCGUUUCUAAUCUAAGUUUUGAUUCUCAUGCUUUUCUUUAUCAGUCAGCUAAUGAUCAACCUCAAGGGGCUUUGGGUGAAGUAAAUCUUAAAGAGUUAAAGGUUGACAUGGAAGUUAAGAGCUGUGGGUGCUCCAGUUCUGAGUUGACGUUUGAUUCUGAUCCCCCUCUUCUGUCAGUUACUGAGCAGUCUCAGCUGGAUGUUGAAGGAAUAAAAGAAGAACACAUUAACCUGGAAGAUGAGAGCUGUGAGUCAAAUAGUUCUGAAAUAACUUUUGAUUCUGAUAUUCCGGUUUGUUCAGUAGUUGACCAACCUCAAGUAGCUGUUUAUGAGGAGGAACCUGUUGAUCUGGAAAAUAAAAGUAAUGAAUCUUAUGUUUCUGAAAUAACUUUUGAUUCUGAUAUUCCUCUUCAUUCAGGAAAUGAUCAACCUGAAGUAGCUGUUAAAGAAGUAAUCAUUCAGAAAGAAGAGUACGUACACUUAGAAAGGAAGAAUCAUGAACCCAGUAGUUCUGAAAUAAGUUCGGAUGUGGAUUCUUAUACCCCCUUUCGUGCAGUGACUAAUCCUCCUGAAGUAGCUGUUAAAAAGCUAAAUCCUCAAGUAGAGGAGCAGGUACACUUAGAAAAUACAGAAAAUGAACCUACUGAUUCUGAAUUAAGUUUAGAUUAUGAUACCAUUUUUCAUCCGAUGAGUGGACAUUCAGAAGAUCCCAUUAAAGAAAUAAACCCUCAGAAAGAAGCGCACGUACACUUAGAAAAUAAGGGAGUUUCUGAAACAAGUUUGGAUUCUCAUACCUCUGUUCAGUCAGUGACUCACAAACCUGAAGUAGUUGUUAAAGAUAAAUGGCUUCAAAAAGAAAAUCAUGCUGAAUUCCAAGGUAAAAGUGCUAAAUUUAGUGGUUCAGAAAUAAAUUUAGAUUCUAGUGUCUCUCAUUCAGUGACUGAACCUCAAGUAGCUGUUAAAAAAAUAAACAUAAAGAAGCAGCAUGUUCUGAAAAACAAGAGUGAUACAUGUGGUGGUUCUGAAAUAAUUUUGGAUUCUGAUGUUCCUCCUCAGUCAGUGACUGAAAAACCUCAACUGGCCAUUUCGAAGGAAAAGCAUGUUGAUCUGGAAGACAAAAACUGUGAAUCUAGUGAUGUAAAAAUGAGUUUUGACUCGGAUGACCCUCUUGAACAACUUCAGGAAGGAGUUAAAAAAAUGCACCUGUGGAAUGAAGAAGAUAUUAGCCUAGAAAAUAAGAUUGAUGAACCUAAUGCUUCUAAAUUAAUACAUGAUUCUGAUGUUUCUCUACAGUCUCCAACUGAUCAACCCAAAGUAGAUGUUAAACAAAUAAACCUUGAGAGUAAUGAUCAUAUGUAUUUGGAAGUUAAGAAUCGCCAGUAUAGUUGUUCUAAAAUGAGUUUGGAUUCUGAUUUCUUGGUUCAGCCCGUAGUUGAUCGACCUCAAAUAACUAUUUUGGAGCGGGAGCACAUUGAACUAAAAGGUAAGCACAGUCAAUCUUGUGGUUCUGAAAUAAGUUCUGAUUCUGAUGGCCCUGUUCAGUCAGUGGCUGACCAGCUUAGAGAAACUGUUAGAGAAAUAAGCCUUUGGAAGGAUGAAGAAGUUGACAUGGAAGAUAAGAGGGAUGAAGCUAAGGGUUUUGAAAUUAUAUAUGAUUCCGAUGGCCAUUUUCAGUCAGUGGCUGGCCAAGCUGAGGUAGUUAAGGAGGUCAACCUUUGGAAAGAGCAUGUUGACUUGGAAGAUAAGAUUAUCAAACCUAGAGAUUCUAAAAUAAAUUUUCAUCCUGCUGAACCUCUUCAGUCUGUGACUAAUAAAAUCCAAGAGGCUGGUAAAGAAACAAGUCUUCUGAGGGAGGAACAUGUUUGUCUGGAUGGUAAGGGCUAUGAACCUGAUCAUUCUGAAAUAAUUUUUGUUUCAAAUAUCCCUCUUCCGUCAGUGAUUGGGCAACCACAAAUUUUGGAAGAGGAGCAUGCCAAUUUGAAAAAUAAGAGCAGUGAUCCUUGUGGUCCCGAAAUAAGUUUUGAUUCCCAUGAUCCUUAUCAGUCAGCAGCUGACCAGCUUCAAAAAGGUGUCAAAGAAAUAAAUCUUUGGAAGGAAGACCGUAUUUACUUGGAAGAUAAGAGCUAUAAACUAGGUGAUUUUGAAGUAAGUUAUGGUUCUGAUGUUCCUGUUCAGUUUGCGGCUGAUCAAUCUCUUGUGUCUGUCAAAGAAAUAAAUUUGCAAAAGAAGGAUCAUAAUGACCUAGAAAAUAAGAACUAUAAACCUUAUGGUUCUGAAAUAAAAUGUGACUAUGGUGUUCAUUUUCAGUCAGUAGUUGAUCAACCCCAAGUGGGUUGCAGAGAAACAACCCUUCAGAAGGAACGGCACCUUGGCAUGGAAGAAAAGACUAAUGAACUUAGUGAUUCUGAAAUAUGUGAUUCUGAUGUCCCUUUCCAAAUAGUAGUUAACCCAUUUCAAGCAUCAGCCAAAGAAACAAAUCUUCAAAAGGUGGUUCUUGUGGACCUGAUGACCAGUGAUAGUGAUUGUGAAGUAAUUUCUGAAUCUGUUAUGCCUCUUCAUUUAGUGACUGACCCACCCCAAAUGACUGUCAGAGAAACCAACUGUAUAGAUGCAGGAUGUAUUGAUGUAGAAGAUAAGAUCUGUGAUUCAUUUGAUUCUGAAGUAGGAUAUGUUUGUGAAGCUCCUUUUCCAUCAGUGACAAACCAAUCCAAAGAGACUUUCAAAAUAAUAAACCGGAAGAAAGACUAUAUUAUUCUGGGAGAUUCAAGUUGUCAGUCUUCUGAAAUUAAUUUUAAUGUUGAUGCCUCCUAUCAGUCCAUGACUUACCAGUCACAAGGGCCUGAUAAAAAAAAAGUGAAAUAUAUUGACCCGGAAGAUAAGAGCUGUGAAUCUAAUGGUCCUGAAAGAAAUUUUAAAUUGGAAGAUGCUUCUCAGCCAGUGACUCGCCAACUGCAGAAAGCUGACAAAAAAGUCAACCUUCGGAAAGAUCCAAAAACUAUUGGCCUAAAAGAUAAGAGCUGUGAAUCUAGUGUUUCUGCAGUAGAUUGUGAUUCCUCUUCUGAGUUAGUGAUCCAUCAAAUGGCUGAUAAAGAAAAUCCUUUGAAGUUAAAACAUACAGAUCUAGAAGGUAUGAGCAGUGAAUCUUGUAGUUCUGAGAUGAAUUUUCAUUAUGAUUCCUCUCUUCAUUCUGGUACUGAACAGCCUCAAGAAGCUGUUAAUAAAAUAGACCUAUUUAAUAAUGUGUCUGUUAGCCUGAAAGAAAAGAACCAUAAUACCCAAGCAAGCUCUGUUCCCUUGGUUGAUUCUGUAAGGAAGCUGGAAAAAGCAAAGGAGGUCAUAGAAGAUGAUCCUGAUGAACCAGUUCUUGAAGCCUUGCCUCAUGUUCCUCCUUCAUUUGUGGGGAAAACAUGGUCUCAGAUAAUGAGAGAAGAUGACAUAAAAAUUAAUGCUCUUGUGAAGGAAUUUAGGGAAGGUCGUUUCCACUGUUACUUUGAUGAUGACUGUGAGACCAAAAAAGUUUGUGUGAAUGAAGGAAAAAUUACCUGUGCUGAUCAGGACAGUGCAUCUAUUCAAGCUCUAUCAGAUUGUGAUGUUAUUGCAGGCGGUAUUUCGGAUAUUGAUGACUUUUCAAUGGCCUUAGAUAAACCAUACCAUCAUCAUCCUCCAGCAGAGAGUCAUACGGCUUCUCGAUGCCAGACUUUAAAAGUCAGCCAUGGAACUGAAACUGGCUUUAAGAAUAACCCAGUGAUGAAAAGAAAAAUGAUUAGACAAGAAGAUGACUCGCCAAGAAGGAAGCAUUUACAUUUACAGAAUGACAGAAAAACAAAAAAGAAAGUAAAAUUUGGGACAGCUGAAUUUCCUGCGUCAUGUACUAAAGUCUUGAAGCCCAUGCAAUCCAAAGCUUUAGUCUGUGUUCUUUCUUCUCUAAAUCUUAAACUGAAAGAAGGUAAUCCCUUACCCUUUUCUAAAAUGAGGCACUGUAGUUGGGAUAAUGAUAUACGGUUUAUGUACAAAUAUAAACGGAAUACUUUUAAUUAUUGCAACCCAUUGAUUAAGCAAAUUGUAAUGAAUCCUCCACUGAACAUAAUAGUGCCAGAGUUUGACAGGCGUAACUGGGUUAAAAUUCAUCUUAACAGAAGUGAUUCCAGUGUAAGAGAUAAUGAUGCUGUUGUACAGAGCUCUUCUUCAGCACCUUCUAUGACAGUGCCAGCAAGAUAUGAAUUAAAUUCACAUCAUGGGACUAGUGAUUCUUCUGUGUUUCUCGAACAAUCAGAGGUUUUGAAUGCUAGUGCAGUUCCAAAGGAAAGUAAUUUCAAGCUAACUCCUUUAAAUCAUGAUGUUGCUCAGAUCUCUCCAAAAUCAGUUAGAAAGGAGUUUUUAGAAAGUACAAGUAAAAAGAAAAUUCAGGGAAGGAAGGUGACAAUUAGUAAUAAGUCAGGUUUUUCUAAAACGGUUUACAAACCAAUUAUUCUCCGGCAAAAAAACAGAAUAGCUUCAGAAAAACAGUCAGUUUGGAUUCGGACCAAACCAAGUGACAUAAUUAGAAAGUAUAUUUCGAAAUACUCUGUUUUUUUGCGUCAUAGAUAUCAGUCCAGGAGCACUUUUAUUGGAAUGCAUCUUAAGAAGAAAAAAUCUGUUGUCAGUAGGCUAAAGAAAGCAAAGAGACCAACUAAAAUGCUUUUGAACUCCUCAGUUCCACCAGCUGGUGCUGAAGAGGAGUUAAGAGCUAUAGCACGUCCUCCUCCGAAGCAAGCUGUGCAGGAUUCUUCCAGUGAUGCAAGAAGGAAGAAGAAAGGUAAUAAAACAUGCUGUAACAAAAAGAAAAAGCCUUCUAGACCCGUUAGAGCAUAUGAUUUGAGAAGUUCAUGUUACAUACCAGAUUCUGAUAGAAUGAUGACUCGGCUAGCAAGCAAAUUGAGACUUGAGGUAAAAUACUGGUAGAAGUUUUUGUGUUUAAGACUAGUUGAGGAUUCAGUACUUCAACUGAAAUAUAUUUGGUACUUAGUGCACAUAGCUUUCCCAGCUUUGAUGGAAAAACUAACCUUGAACUAUUUUGCUAUAGAUAUUAUUUUUCAGAACUUUUAUAUUCAUUUAAAAUCAGUGUUUAGGGUCCUUUAUAUUUUAAGAUUUGAAAGCAACUUUUGUUCAGCAUUUUCUGUAGAAGAGCUUCAUCUUAAUGUCUUAGUUUGUCAUAAUAUAAUUUAACACAGUAUGUAGAAUUUUGUCACUCAAAUUGUGUCCCUCUAUUUAUUUUUUAUGAUUAUUUCAUAUGCCAGCAAAUUAUAACAUUGUGAGAAUGAAUAUAGCAAACUUAUUAAUGCUAUCUUAGUAUCACUUUUUAAAAAUUGGAACAAAAGCAUAUACACCUGCAUUCUGUGUGUUUCGGAGUGGCAUUGUCAAUAUAGUGUUCUGACUGGAUAAUUAAAAAGUAGGAAUUAUAAUGAAUUAUCUCAACUUUUGAAUGGUAUUGACUUAAAUGAUCACAAACAAAAUGUAAUUUAUCUUUCUUUUAAAAGCAUUCCAGAGAAUGAGAUUCCGUGAUCUUUAAUACAGUUUUUAUAAACUGCCUGUGAUUUAUACACAUAGAACAAACUCCUGCUUCAUUGAAUUUGGAUCUGCAAGUCUGUCUAAUUUUCCUCAUUUGGACACAUACAAUCUCUGUAGGUUUUUCUUUAGCAUUAUCAGAUCUUAAGGGGAAAAUGAUUUUGCAAGUGGGCUUAGGCUUUUUUUCCCCCCAAAACUACCUUUACUUCCCCCUACAUGAGAGUUGAUGGUUUAAUAUGAUGAAAGUCCAGACUAUUUUAUGGCCUCAUCUCUUAAAAAUAUUUUAGACAUUACCGUAUCAUUUUUUAAUAGCUUGAACUGAAAGUGUUGGUUUGGUAAUAUUAUUUUGGCAGGCCAUUAAUUGUAUUAAUAAAUUAGUUAUAAUUUUAAUAUUUCAAAAAAUUGAAUAAAACUGGUAACUUAAGUGUAGGCCCAUUUUGCAAGUGAAAAAUCACUUGUACGUUAGUUUGUCUUAAACUCGCUAACUGAUUUUAAUAGUUUAAAUAAAAGAUGUUAAUAUAUGCAGUAUAAGUCUGGAGUACUCAGAAUAUUUAGAGCCUUUAUUCAGGACACUGGUUGAGCUGGUGCAGAUGCAUCCAAUUAUCAUGGUAAGCCAAGAUCCUAGAUCUUUUUCUAUCAUUAAUGUUAUGGGGAAACAUGAAUUUCAACUAUAUCAUACAACUACCAUAUUUACUGAAACUAGGGUCAAUGGUAAGAUGUAUCUUGAUUUCAGAGAUAAAAAUGUUUCUUUAGAAUUAAUGAAAUACAGUAUAGCAGUUGGUUUCUAAAUGUGGUUUUAUUUCAGGGGCCAUUAUUUAACCUGUGGGUAUGUUAUGUUAUAAUUUCAUUACUUCUAAACUUAAACAGUAAUAAUGUUGGGGAAAAAUGAGCAAAUGUUUAUAGUUUUUGUUGCAAAGCAGCAUAUACAGCAUUUCCUUCAACCUUGCCUGCUCAUAUGCAAACAAUUAAAUUUCUUUUUUAAAACAGUGGUGUGGCCCACUAGUUCAAAAUAAUUCUCUAAUUUUAAUUUAGGAUGAAAGCUCUGUCCUACUGAUUAGGAAGUAAACAAACAGCUAAUAUAUAAAAAUACUCAGUAGGUAUUGGUGUCUUUUUUCCCUGUAGAAUAGACAUGUAGUUCCCUUAAGUACUAUUAAUAGACAUCCUGCAUUCUUUCAGUGUAAGUUUAAAAGCAAGAGAUCUUAUGAAAAUAAUGUACUCUGUAAAUAUGAUUUAUCAUAUCUAUUGUGAUUACAUUAUACAGAGAGGACAGUUCUUAUUAUAAUUCAACUGAUCAAAAUUUAAAGUAAGAAUAAUGCUACUACCUUUUUCCCGUUGGAAACCUCUUUUAAGUACCAUUUUGACAGGGGUCAGGGAAAAGGUUUAUAUUUAAAAUUUAUAUUACCAAAAAUAUAAAAGUAUAAUAUAGUACCAAUGAUUUUGUUUAACAUUUUGGAAAUGUUUACUAAGGUCUUGUAAUCAUUAUUAUUUUAGACAAGCUUGAAAACUUGACAUUGUAAAAUCAGUUGCUUUCAGAACUCAGUAGGAUACAAGAUGUGCCCCUUUGUCCAAAUAAAUUUUGGCUUAAUUUGCAGAUUAGAUAAAAACAAUUGGAUGUUUUUGCAUAUUCAGGAAUGCACUAAAUUCUUUUAAUAGUAAAAAAUCAAAUUACAGCCAUAAUGAAUAUUUUAUUAAUCUUGUCCUUGUUCAGUAUCUUGCAUAGAUUUUUAUUGUAAUUGUCCUGAGUUAUACAGUAUGUGGACAGUAUUGUGUAAAGUGUGUUUUUGCAUUUGUGCAUUUAAAUUAUUUGUGUAACUAGGGCUCUGAAUAACACUUUUUUUUUCUUUUGGUUAAAGAAAAAUUAUAUUUAAAUAUUCAAAUAAUUAUAUAUUUCCAUGUGAAACUAAUGUGAAGACUAAUAAUGUAUUUUUUAUAAUGCAAUUUAAAGGGUAAACUUGUUUUUGAAGUAAUCAAGAUAAAAUUUAUUAAAUAUUGAAAUUUGUCUCUA
Messenger RNA from Galeopterus variegatus (Sunda flying lemur), 9952 nucleotides. RefSeq names its product zinc finger, DBF-type containing 2 (gene ZDBF2). The transcript is spliced from 6 exons. Bases 265 to 7344 code for a protein of 2359 amino acids. Gene Ontology annotation, molecular function: zinc ion binding; nucleic acid binding. The record is from RefSeq and is a predicted model, not a curated record. NCBI's taxonomy places the organism in Eukaryota, Metazoa, Chordata, Mammalia, Dermoptera, Cynocephalidae. Gene Ontology annotation, biological process: genomic imprinting; epigenetic programming of gene expression.